This is a messenger RNA of Pangasianodon hypophthalmus (striped catfish), 4837 nucleotides long. It is a transcript of the gene map7b, whose product is annotated as microtubule-associated protein 7b. The transcript has 20 exons. NCBI's taxonomy places the organism in Eukaryota, Metazoa, Chordata, Actinopteri, Siluriformes, Pangasiidae. Gene Ontology annotation, cellular component: microtubule cytoskeleton. Gene Ontology annotation, biological process: microtubule cytoskeleton organization. Bases 391 to 2922 code for a protein of 843 amino acids. The record is from RefSeq and is a predicted model, not a curated record.
AAGCGAAGAAAAGAGGAAAGACUGAGGAUUCUGUGACGUUCUGUAACAUUCAGCAGCAUGAAAUGUCUUCGCUGAGCUGUUUACCUCCUGGAUUAACAGAUUUCCUUUUUGUAAUUCCUUGUCAAUUAUUUUAUCCAUCUUUCUGGAUCUAUCUGCUUUUAGUCACUUCUUGUCCUGCUAUCUCAUUUCUCGCACACUGUCUCUUGCUCUUGCUGUCUUUCUGAGUGCACUUGGAUCAGAUGAGCAGCCUGAGUGCUAGUAGUUAGCAUUAGCGUGAGUAAGCUCACUGGACGGAAGCACACACACUCACGGAGAGGGAGAGAGAGAGAGAGAGAAAGAGAGGAAAACACAGAGUAGAGCCAGGACGAGGGCUGUGCAGAGGGACGGAGGAUGCUGUUGCCCCCCAGGAUAAGGAGGGGGGGCAGCAGGUCGGUCAUCACCUCCCUCACCACCAUCACCGAGGAAGACGAGGAGCAGCGGAGCCGGCGCAAGAAACGCAGGAGAGGAGACUCUGACUCCCAUCUCAGAGGCGACGAAAAGAAACCUUUAAGUCGGCCAGACUCGACAACCCCUGGACACAACACGUACAUUAUAUCCAGCUCUACGGACAUACAGAAUACAGGGAGGCCAGAGGCUCUGGUGCUCAAACUCGAUGAGAGACAGAGACUGGCUCGAGAGAGGAGGGAGGAGAGAGAGAAACAGAGUGCUGCGCGAGAGGCUCAGUUAUUGGAGCGUGAGGAGCGAGCGAGGCUGUACUAUGAGAAGCAGCUGGAGGACAGAAGGAGGCGUCUGGAGGAGCAAAGGCUUAAGGAGGAUAGGAGGCGCGCGGCCGUGGAGGAGAAACGAAGGCAGAAACUAGAAGAGGAGAAGGCUCGGUAUGAGGCUGUGGUGAGAAAGACUCUGGAAAAGAGUCAGCGCGUCAGACCGAAGCAGAACCGCUGGAGCUGGGGAGGAACCCUAACCUCCAGCACCUCGCACAACAGUGGAUUUGAUGACUCUGCUCUCCUCUUCACACUGGACCUGGCUGGACUGGAGUGUGGUGGUGUUUUCAGUCCGGCACGUCAGCAGCGCCUGCACACACAAUAUGCUGACAGACGGUCAGUCUCCACCAUGAAUCUGUCCAAGCACAUAGAUCCAGUCAUAAACAAACGACUGUCUUCAUCUUCUGCCACACUGUUAAACUCACCAGAUAGAGGCUUACAGAAGCAGACGUCCCUCUCCUCCUCUUGCUUAGUAAAUAAAGUUCCAUCUAAAGCUCGUGCGUCCAGAGAGAAGAUCCAUCAGGACAGACCUGCAGGUAUGCGUCGUAUGCCUCUAACCCCAUGGGAGAGCAAUGUAGUCAGUCGCUUACAGACACCAACGCACUCAUACCUGGCCAGAAGCCGUAGUGCUGUAUCUCUGUCUGGAGAUGCAGCAUCCUGUCACCAAACGAGCUCACUGUCCAUCAAGGCCCUGCAGUCACGCAGCACCGAGCGACCAAUCAGAGCCGGCCUCAGCCUUGAGCGAGCGGUCAGAGCCGCGCCGGAUGGCAACACAUGCAGGAAGGCAGCCCAUGCUAUGCUGGUUGAUAGGAAGGAUAAGGACUACGUGCGCAAGUCCUGGAGUAAUCUGUCCUGUCCCAUGCCAACUCUGAACCUCACCACCACUAAGAGAGCUCCCUCUCCUGGCAGCCAGCGCACUAAAGUCAGCCAGCCGUCAUCUGCCAGGAGUUCCACUAAACCACCUCAGAAGUCUCCGAUGUCCAAAAGAUCCAGAUCUCCUCCUCCUCCUCGAUCUUCCAUGCCCUUAUCUCCUAGCAACCCUUCCCUGUUGCCUGGUAACCUGCGACCCAGCCGGGUGACAUCAGAGAGCCCGAGAGUGAGUCUGGAGGACGAGAAGGACCUAAAGGAGGAAGAGGAGGCCAAAAGAGAAGAGACGGAGGGCAGAAGGGAAGAGGAUGAGGAGGCAAAACAAGAGAAGAAGGAGCAGAAUGAAAGUCCUGCUAAAGAAGCAGCUGAAAUCUCCACACGUAAAGCAGAGUCCAAUGGUGUAGAGAGGGUGGCGAGUCCUCCAGCAGUCAGAGUCAGUGCAGGAACCACAGACCCAGAAGAGGCGUCUCGACUGCUGGCUGAGAAACGACGGCAGGCCAGAGAGCAGAGGGAGAAAGAGGAGGAGGAGAAGAGGCAGCAGGAGGAGGCCGAGAGGCGACACAGAGAGGAGAUGGCACGGAAGAUAGCUGAGGAGAGAGCGAAAAGAGAAGAGGAGGCCCAGCGUCUGGCUGAGGAGAAGAAACGUAAGGAGGAAGAAGAGAGGCGCUUAGAAGAGGAGAGACUCCAGAGAGAAAAAGAAGAAGAAGCAGAACGCCUGCAGAGACAGAAAGAGGAAGAGGAGGCUCGGCAGCGUGAAGAAGCAGAGCGUUUGCGUCAGGAGAGAGAGAAACACUUCCAGAAAGAAGAGGCUGAGAGACUUGAGAGGAAAAAGCGUCUCGAGGAGAUCAUGAAACGCACACGCCGUUCAGAUCAGAAAAGCCCCGGUCAGAGGAACGGAGACGUGAGUCAGCAGAGUUCUCAGGACACGGUGAAUGUGGUCCCUGGGAUCCCCUCAAUCACUGUAUCAGCUCCACAAAAUCCUCACGCCACACAGCACAGUGACAGCAAUGGACACACUAACCCUGACCUCAACGUACACACACUGCCCCCUGCUGGACACAAAAUAAGCACCGAAGCCCAGCUUCAAGAAAACGGCGUCGUCAUGGAGACCCCGGCCUUUGAGGAAGUGAUCGAGGUGCCCAUGGUGACCAAGCUGUCCCGUCAGGAGGGAGACGGAGAGGAAGAGGACGAGAGGAGGAAGACGCCGCUGCUGGCUUUCAGAGAGAACGGAAGCACACAUGACCUGAGCACAUGGGAACAAAGCCAAGUCCAGCACCAUGCAGGUGAUGUCUGAAACCCUCAGAGAGCAUGAUGGGAAACAAAGUGUGACUGACACCCACUUAGUUUUCUCUCCCUUUACAUUUUCUCCACAUAGACACCUGGUUACUGUAUGUGAGGAGAAAGUAACUAUAACACACUCUUCUCAAGUUGUGGACAGCUCUCUAAUCAGUUGUCCUUGCGUUUCUGUGAUGCAGCUCCUACCUUCUGACCCCUCACCCCCCAACCCACCCCCCUCACACUAAAGUGGUAUGUUCCUGGAACAUAGAGGCUCAGUUGAUUAACGUGCUGUUAGUGUGUAUGUGGAAGCUCUGUGGAUUUCAAUCAGCUGUAAAGUCUGAUCUAAUACUUGAAGUUUUUUGGUUUGUUUGUUUCUGUUGAGGUAAAAUUCAGCAAAGUGCUAACCGUAGUGAGAGCGUUGGAUGAAGGAUGACUUUUGAAAUGUUUAGAAACAUCUGGGACUCGUUUUGCUCUGAGUAAACCCAGGAAUGAUGUGUAACCCAUUGAACGCAUCAUGACUUUUACAAGAAUGAAGAGAAAGUAUGAAGAAAUGGUAUUUUCCUACUUCUUUAUAAAGCUUUAAUAUACAUUUGCUUCAUGUUGACAGUGUUGCACUGGGGAUCUUUAUAGAGAUGCACUGAAAUUUAGAGUGAAAAUUCUUGGCCAAGGAAAGGCCCUUUUUUCACUUUUCAUUCACUGAUCAUUUCCCGAAAGAGUUAAAAAUUCUGAAACCUUUGACCAGGAAAGUUUUUAUUUCACCAACAAUACUCAGACGUACAAUAGUUUCAUGUUAUUUUAUGUUCUCUGCUCACAUUUUUGGAGAAGUAUCCUGUUGAAAGCACAAACAUUAUUAUUAUUAUUAUUAUUAUUAUUAUUAUUAUUAUUAUUAUAUUUUUGGCUGAUGGUCCAGAAAAACACUUACCUUUUUACCUUUCAUUUUUUCAUCCCUUAAUAGUUCAGAAAGUUAACAUUGGCAAAUUACUAUGGUAUAAAAAGAAUAAAAACACUUCAGGACAUUUAGGUUUUCGGUUUCAGUUUUGAGCCAAGAAUUUAUUUCGGUGCAUCACUACCUCUGACCUGAGUGAAGGCUCAAUCCAAAGAUCUCACCCACAAAACACUGUCUAAUCUACUGUCUAAUGCAGCAGAUUUAUGAGCUUUUUUAAUUAAGAUAUUAAUUGGCUGCCAUGUUUGGAGAGGAUUGGACGGUGCAUGUUGAGGAAGAGGGCAGGGUUUCUCUGCUGUGUGCUGACACAAUCAUUACAUUAAUAAUAAGUAAAAUAAUAAGUGAAGACAAUAAAAAGAAGAAAGAUGAAAUGCUGCUAUGUGUAUCUUCCCUAUGCCUUAUCAGAUCAGGACACGUGUGUUUGGGGUUUAAGGGCUGAUUAUCACCCUCCACACCACAUUUCAUACAUUUUACAGCCAGAUUAGAUCUUUGAGGCUUCAUCUCGAUUUGCUCAGUGUGCAUACCUGCUCUAAACACCGCUGGAUUGAGGAUCUGCUCCAAGUUCGCUUUAGCUCUGUGAACGUUUGAUUGACAGCAAAUCCUGUUGCUGUUGUAAUGUAAUGCUAAAAUGCAGUGCUAAGCUACUGUAUAAUGUGUUCAAUGGAAACACUGUAAAUCUAGAUUUGUGUACAGUAAAUACAGAUAUGACUAUAUUGUACAAAGACUGAAAAACAAGACGAGCACGACGGCUAUCUGAUAUUAAACUGUAACCUGGUAUCUGUACCAGCUAGAACAGAGAACUCCUCUUAUCCCAUAAAUCACAUAAAUAACACUUAGUUUUAGUUUGGUGGAGUUUCUAAGCUCUCCACAUUCAUACUCUUGUUAUCUUUAUCCAGACUUCUUUUUCCUCAUCUCUUUACUCCUCAUUCUCAUUUUCCCCCAAGCAGUCACAUCUGUAUAGCAUGUAAAAAAUUAAAAUCAAUAAAUA